Messenger RNA from Solanum pennellii, 655 nucleotides. RefSeq lists its product as uncharacterized. Gene Ontology annotation, molecular function: cysteine-type peptidase activity. Gene Ontology annotation, biological process: proteolysis. Bases 17 to 544 code for a protein of 175 amino acids. The record is from RefSeq and is a predicted model, not a curated record. Lineage: Eukaryota; Viridiplantae; Streptophyta; Magnoliopsida; Solanales; Solanaceae. The transcript has 2 exons.
AAAAGGAUAUAGGUUGAUGGCUGCCAUUCCAUGGAAUACAAUCGACAAUGUGUUCAUACCAGUGAACGUGGAGCAUAAAAAUCACUGGGUGUUGGCUGUUUUGUCAUUAAUUGACAAACACAUUUAUGUAUAUGACUCAUACAGAGCAGCAGGUCAUAACUAUCAUGUUAGAGAAGAAAUUCAAAAGCUUGCUCAGCUUCUGCCAAUGUAUGUUUCAAUGGAGAUUGGAAAUGAUUCGGAUGAUGCAGAAGAUAACCACAUCGCAUACGACGUGACGUAUGUGGAGGAUAUACCUCAACAAGGAUCAGAUUUUUUGGAUUGCGGGAUAUACUUGCUAGCAUUUGCCGAGUACCUAAGUGAGGGUGAAGGUAUUCCAGUUAAGUAUCUUGAUUCUAAGUUACACCGUAUCAGAUACGGUGCACUCUUGUGGGAAUAUGCAAUGAAAAAGAUGAAAGACGGGGCUGUUAGCGAUAAUGAGGCACCACCAAGAAGAAUGAGGACACCCGCAAGGAUUGAUAAUAGUCAACUUGUUGUGAUUGAUUAGUAUUUCGUACUAGUUCUAUUUUUUUUGAACUUAUGGUAAAAACUAAUAUUUUGGUUUUUUGUCAAACAUUAUCAACUUUUCUUUAUAUUCAUAUAUGAUCACAUUAGUUGU